AUGGGCUCCUCGUCUCUCAUCCAAGCUCAUUUGCAGGGUUGGGCGGUAUCACCGAUGGAGAGUGCGCGGUUGGAUGCAUGGCCAAGCGAUCGAGCGUAUCGUUUCCUGGGCCUAUUGUUGUCACUGUGUAAAGAAGGGCCCCCUCCGAUUGUGGCUAUCAGUCUACGGGAGAUCGAGGCCUGGGUUGAUCCCCCUGAAGCUUCAGUGGCGGUGUCAGGUAUCGAGCCUUAUCUCGUUUCCCUAGUUAUUUAUUCCAGCCAUGAUGCAGAGCGGGUAAUUCUUUCCUGUGAUUUCCAAGAUGGUCCUUUUACUGAUGCCGGUUUUAGGUCGUGUUUAGUUGUUCGGGUCGAUUGUAGUGUGUGGCCUCUCGGAGGAGCUCUUUAUACGGUUCAAGGGGAUUUCUGGAACGCUCGACGCAGCUGGGCAAACGAGCAGAUGGAUUCGAGAUUCAGCCAUUUGAACCAGUUCAGGGCUGCUCCUUUCAAGGUGGUCGGGAAGAGUCUGUAUUUAGUCGCCUCGUUCCCCCCUCCCCCUCGCGGGCAUCAAUGGCAUAUCAAAAACUAUCGAGAUGGUCAUACGGGUCUGUGA
This is a messenger RNA of Prunus armeniaca (apricot), 588 nucleotides long. Lineage: Eukaryota; Viridiplantae; Streptophyta; Magnoliopsida; Rosales; Rosaceae. The record is from the annotation of a GenBank genome assembly.